Balaenoptera acutorostrata (minke whale) is the source of this 1245-nucleotide messenger RNA. Its product is annotated as carcinoembryonic antigen-related cell adhesion molecule 7. NCBI's taxonomy places the organism in Eukaryota, Metazoa, Chordata, Mammalia, Artiodactyla, Balaenopteridae. Gene Ontology annotation, biological process: signal transduction; regulation of immune system process. Gene Ontology annotation, cellular component: plasma membrane; cell surface. Gene Ontology annotation, molecular function: protein tyrosine kinase binding. The record is from RefSeq and is a predicted model, not a curated record.
AUGAAGCCCCCCUCAGCCCAUGCCCGCAGAGGGUGCAUCCCCUGGAACGGGCUCCUGCUGGCAGUCUCACUCUUAACUUUCUGGAACCUACCCACCACUGCCCACCUCACUUUUGAAUCGGUGCCCUUCAAUGCUGCAGAAGGGACGGAUGUUCUUUUACUUGUCCACAAUGUGACAGGGGAUCUUCUAGGCUAUGGCUGGUACAGAGGAGAAAGGGUAGAGAACAACCAACUAAUUGCAUCGUGUAGAGUGUACACUCAAGUAAAUACACCAGGGCCUGCACACAGCGGUCGAGGGACAAUAUACCCCAAUGGAUCCUUGCUGAUCCAGACCGUCACCCAGAACGACACAGGAUACUACACUCUGCUCAUUACAAAGAAUGAUUUACAGACUGAAAGACUAGCUGGACAACUCCGCGUAUACCCGGUGUUACCCACACCCGUCAUCACCAGCAACAACUCCAACCCCAAGGAGCUGGAGGACACUGUAGUGUUAACAUGUGGCCCUGAGACUCCGAACACCUCCCACAUGUGGCGGAUCAACAAUCAGAGCCUCCCCAACAGCACCAGGCUGGAACUGUCUGAGGACAACAGGACUCUCACUUUAUUCCAUGUCACAAGGAAUGACACAGGACCUAAUAUGUGUGAAACUCGGAACCCACUGAGUGUCAGCCGCAGUGACCCAUUCACCCUGAAUGUUUUCUACCCAGUGGCACAGCCCUCCAUCGAAGCCAGCAACACCACAGUCACAGAACAUGAGAAUACCGUGGUCCUGACCUGCCGCACAAAUGACACUGGGAUCUCCGUCUCCUGGUUCUUCAGUGACCAGAGUCUACUGCUCACAGAGAAGAUGACACUGUCCCCGGACAACAGCACCCUCUCCAUAGACCCCGUCAGGAGGGAGGAUGCCGGGGAUUAUUGGUGUGAGGUCUCCAACCCCAGCAGUUCCAGCAUAGGUGACCCUGUCACCGUGGUGGUGCUCUGGCGAGAAAACGGCCCAGCCCUCAGUAUGGAGGUCCUUACUGUCAUCGCGAUUGGGGUCCUGGUUAGGGUGGCACUGGUGGCCGCUCUGGGGUUUUUGUUUUCCUCACGAGGUGUAGAAGCAUUGGUGGAGAAAGGAGGUCUCCACUCCCUGCUUGGAAAAGGGGCCCUCCUUGUUCCCUAUUUUGACACCAAUGCUGUGACCUCCUCCUCCGGCAACCCUCAAGAUAAUCCUGACCUUUCUGAGGGCCAGUGGCCAGAAUGA